AUGUUUUGUAACAAAAUCACAUCUUGUCAUACAUCAAAGGCUGCACACAGGAGAAAAAAUAUAUUCCUGUCAAUGAGUGCGGGAAAUGUUUUUCACAGAAGUCCCAUCUUUACACACAUCAGAGAUUCACACGGGGGAAAAAGCCAUAUUCCUGUUCUGAGUGUGGGAAAUGUUUUUCACAAAAAAUCGAGUCUUUACAGCCAUCAGAGAUAUCACACGGGGGGAAGCCGUUAUCCUGUCCUCAGUGCUGGAAAUGCUUUUCAGAGAGUCCGUUCUUUCCAGACAUCAGAGAUCUCAUCACGGGUGAAAAGCCAUUUUCCUGUCCUGAGUGUGGGAACUGUUUUACACAGAAGUCUAGUCUUUAUGUACAUCAGAGAUCUCACACAAGGGAGAAGCCUUAUUACCUGUCCUGAGUGCGGGAAUGUUUUCAGACAAGUCUAG
Molecule: messenger RNA, 441 nt
Organism: Staurois parvus
Lineage: Eukaryota; Metazoa; Chordata; Amphibia; Anura; Ranidae
Source: the annotation of a GenBank genome assembly